GGGAUCGUUCUCCCGAUCACAUAACGCGACAUCUCUCUUUCCUCCUCUCCGCUGGCGACAUAAGCGACGCGCAACCGACACCCCGUCCUCCUCUCCCGGACCAAAGGAGCUUUGUUGCUUUGCGAUGCGGGACCCAGAGCCAUGAAAAUGCUUCGGUUCCGGAGUCCGAGCAUCUCCUCCCUCGCGCAGGAGGUCCGGUGCACGGUUCGCCUGCUCGACGACUCCGAGAUCGCGUGCAGCAUCCAGAGAGACACUAAAGGGCAGUUUCUCUUGGAUCAUGUGUGUAAUCACUACAGCCUGCUGGAGAAGGAUUACUUUGGCAUCAGAUAUGUGGACCCAGAGAAACAAAGGCAUUGGUUGGAUCCGAGCAAACCAGUCGUGAAACAGAUGAAAUGUCAGCAGCCGUACACUAUGUGCUUCAGGGUGAAGUUCUACCCUCAGGAGCCAAUCAAGAUCAAGGAAGAGCUGACAAGGUAUCUUCUGUACUUGCAGCUGAAGAGAGACGUGUACCACGGUAGGCUGUUGUGUCCCUUCGCUGAUGCUGCGUAUCUUGGAGCCUGUAUAGUACAGGCUGAGCUUGGGGACUACGAUCCUGAGGAACAUCCUGCAGACUACAUCAGCGACUUCAAGCUCUUCCCCAAACAGUCCCUCAAACUAGAGCGUAAGAUCAUGGAGAUCCACCAGAAUGAGCUGAGGGGACAGUGUCCUGCCCUCGCCGAGUUAAAUCUUCUUCAGAGGGCUCACACACUGGACACAUAUGGAGUCGACCCACAUCCCUGCAAGGAUUUCACAGGAUCCACAGCCUUCCUGGGAUUCACUGCAAGAGGGUUUGUGGUUUUCCAGGGAAAUAAGCGGAUCCACCUUUUAAAAUGGGCAGAUGUCAGCAAAUUUAAGUUUGAAGGGAAAACGUUUUAUGUGAUUGGAGUGCAAAGAGAGAAGAAACUGGUUCUGACGUUCCACACCUCCACACCAGCAGCCUGCAAGCACCUGUGGAAAUGUGCCGUGGAAAACCAAGCUUUUUACAAAUGUGCAAAGUCCAGUCAGAUCAAGACUGUGUCCAGCAGCAGUAUAUUUUUCAAGGGAAGCCGAUUUCGCUACAGUGGUCGGGUGGCUAAAGAAGUGAUUGAAGCCAGUUCAAAGAUUCAGAGAGAACCUCCUGUUGUACACAGGUCUCAGUUUGGUCAAAGCAGAAGCUUUAUUUCGCUCAGUCAUAAACAGCUGAUAAUGAACAUGGAGCCUCUUCUACCAGCACUGAGCUCCAGCAGGGAAACCAGAGACUCCUCCGCAGACAACGGACUCUCGGCUUUGAAAGACUCGGUACAUCUGUCCCCACUGAAACCAUCGGUCACUCCUGAGGAGGCGGAGAUGGAGGAGAGGGAAAACCACGUUCAGGACAGACGCGAAGACGAGGCAGCCAGCAGGACGAGAGCGGAUGAGGAAAGGAGAGAGAUACACGUAGACCAUGAAGAUGAAGCGUGCGCGGCUCUCACCAUAUCUGACACAGCGUACAGCCCGUGUGCCAGCAUGGUGCCCACGCCGGUGGAGGAGAGCCAGGGCGGCCUAGACCUGCUGUUCCAGAGUCCCGCGCGCCUGCUGAAGGAGCUGCACGCUGACCCAGAGAUGCAGCUGGAGCUCCAGGCCGAGAGGGAGAGGGAAGUGGCCAGAGAAGCGUUUCGUCAGUCGCUGUGCAGCCCGUCAAGUGGACGGCAGCAGAUGCAGGCGUGUCUGCGCAGUGCCGCCCGUCUGGUGGUGAUGGCCACGGGUCUCCUCAUGAUUCUGCUUCCCCUCCUGCUCGUGCUGCUGGAGUCAGACCUGGACAUCUCGUUCUUGCAUGACAUCCGGCAGACGCCCGAGUUUGAGCAGUUCCACUACGAGUACUACUGCCCCCUGCGCCGCUGGAUCCUCUGCAAACUGGAACUCAUGACAGAGCAGCUCUGGGGCGACUGAGGCUCAGCGGGAAAUACAGGGAAUGGGGGGCGGGAAUAUAAUGGACAGGACAGGGACAGGUUUGCUCUCCUACAUCACAUGAUUUAUUCAUUCACAUCUUUUGCAGAUCUCGUAGCAGUAAUGGAGGCAGUUUCCUAGCGCUUGCGCUGUAGUUGUCUAGUGUUUAAGCCAUAGCGUUAGACAGCGGACAGCAGCAUGGGCCUUUAAAGGGUUCAUUAAAGCUGUAUGACAUGCACAGCUUUGGUAGAAAUGCACUGGAACAUCAUACAUUUCAACAACGAUGACGGAUAUGUAUGCUUUUUCAAUAUCUUCAUUCAUUUCAUCUGCCUGUUGUCAUAAACUUGAAAAAGAGUGUCAGUCAGGGUCCAAAAUUAACUUCUUGUCCUACAUUUCAAUGGUGAGUGAAUUUUCUGGACAUAAAAGAUUUUAUUUUAAUUUAUUUUACAGGUUUUUCUUUGUUUUGUUUUGAUUCCUGUGACUAUUAAUAAGCCCCCUUUCUCUCU
Messenger RNA from Sinocyclocheilus grahami, 2450 nucleotides. It is a transcript of the gene frmd3, whose product is annotated as FERM domain containing 3. The record is from RefSeq and is a predicted model, not a curated record. Gene Ontology annotation, molecular function: cytoskeletal protein binding. Gene Ontology annotation, cellular component: cytoskeleton. Lineage: Eukaryota; Metazoa; Chordata; Actinopteri; Cypriniformes; Cyprinidae. The coding region runs from base 142 to 1947 and encodes 601 amino acids. The transcript has 14 exons. Gene Ontology annotation, biological process: actomyosin structure organization.